This is a messenger RNA of Parnassius apollo (apollo), 1167 nucleotides long. NCBI's taxonomy places the organism in Eukaryota, Metazoa, Arthropoda, Insecta, Lepidoptera, Papilionidae. The record is from the annotation of a GenBank genome assembly.
AUGAAUUCAAACAGUUUAGAAGCUGAGUAUAUGGAUAUUACAAACAAGAAUGCGUGGCCAAUCGUCUACCAGAAAAUUGGCCGUGAAUGUCAGUCCUAUCCAUACACAUGCUUAGAGGCAAAAAAACCACAAAAUAAGCAAUUCAACCGCUACCGGGAUGUUAACCCCUAUGAUCACAGCAGAGUAAUUCUGAAGCGUUGUGAGAGAGAUUAUAUUAAUGCUAAUCUUGUGAAGAUGGAUCGGGCCAACCGAAAAUACAUCCUAACGCAAGGUCCGCUAGGAUCUACUGUAGGCCAUUUCUGGCUUAUGGUGUGGGAGCAGAACAGCCGCGCUAUCCUAAUGCUAAACAAGAUUAUAGAGAAAAAUGAGAUUAAGUGCCACUGGUACUGGCCCCACGGCAUCGGUGAUCAGCACAAGAUGGUCCUUAAUGACGUCAAGCUCACCGUGGAACAAAUAAGUGAGGAAGACUGCAGUUAUUACUCCACUAGGGUGUUCAGAAUCUUCGAUAUGGAGAGUUCUGAAAGCCGCGAAGUGGUACAAUUUCACUACACGACAUGGCCGGAUUUUGGAGUGCCUAGUUCCCCAGUGGCAUUCCUCGAGUUUUUAAAGAAAGUUCGUUCAUCGGGAGCUUUGGAGGCAGACGUGGGCCCGGCGAUCGUGCACUGCAGCGCCGGCAUUGGCCGCUCAGGAACGUUCUGCUUGGUCGACUCAUGUCUCGUUAUUAUAGAAAAGGAGGGCUUCGGAAUUGUGAACAUCCAGCAGAUUCUUCUGGAAAUGCGUAAAGACCGAAUGGGUCUCAUACAAACGCCAGAUCAACUUCGGUUCUCGUACCAGGCGAUUAUAGAAGGCGCUAAAAGAUUCAAUCCUGAAUGGAAAGAAGAACAAAAGAUGGAGGAGAGUAUAUACUCAGCUGUGGCAGAAGAUGUGGAAGAGGAAGCCCCUCCCCUGCCGCCACCACGUGCCGAGAGCCUCACUAAAGCGCCCGCUCGACCGCUGCCAGCGAUACCAACGAGCGCUUCUCUCGGUAACUUAAACUUUUCGGCCACGCAAGAGUCAUCAAGCUCCGAUGAAGGUCCACCCACACCUCCUGCACGAGAUUGCCCCACCUCGGCUUCAUCCGCUGAUGACGAAGAUGAUGAACCGAUUACUUCGCCGGUGGAGAGGUAA